AUGGCACCCUUCCUGCCUCCGAGUCCGGUCUUGAAUGGUUUCAAAGAACGAGCCGAAUCCAUUCAUUCUUCAGGCGACCGACUGUACAUUGGGACAGCAACCGGAAGUCUCAGCGUAUACGAGCUCAAUGUCUCUGGCCUUGUGGUAGAUGCCGGAGAGCCCCAAGCAACACUUGUGGACACCAGGAAGGCUCUGAGCCGCCGAGCCAUAGAGCAGCUAGGCUUCAUCAAGGAUGUAAACUCACUGGUGGUCCUUGCAGACUCCAUUGUAACAUUGUAUCCGCUGCCGACGUUUGCCUCACCUACGCCUCUUGCAAAGACUAAGGGAGCUCUGGCGUUUGGCACGUUCACCGGUACCGUAUACGGUGAAUCAGACGCCAAGUCACGUCCGUCUCUUGACGGCGAGCUCAACAAGGCCAAGGAUGUCCCCGUUAUCGUCACACACCUCGCUGUUGGCUGUAAGAGGAAGAUUGUGCUGUAUUCGUGGAGAGAUGGAGAACCACAGGAAGUUAAGGAAACAACGUUGACCCACUCUCCCCGUGCGAUAUCCUUUCUGGGGCCCGACACGAUAUACUUCGGAUACUCAUUAUCUGACUAUGCUCUGUUCUCCUUGAAGACGUCGUCUAUGACGGAACUCACGCUGCCAGUGCCCACGGCAACUUCAGGUUCUGCAAUCGGCAAUAUGGGCAUGGGCGCACUGUCUGGUCUAGGAGGCUACAUGACUCUGGGCCUUGGUUCAAAGGCGAAGCCAUGCGUCGUCAGCAUUGACGAGAAAGAGGCCCUCGUUGCGAAAGACAGUGACGGAAUCUUUGUUGGAAGCGAGGCAAAGCCCACGAGAGAAGUUACAGUGGAUUGGCCGGCUCCGCCAGAAGACUUAGCUUUUGUCAAGCCGUAUAUCUUCACCAUCUUCCCUUCUGGUACUGUACCAAUCGUGCAACCAGACAAUAGUUCAACAUCCACGUCCUCUCCGCCGACGUUCAUAUCCUCUCCUGUAGUAGAGAUCCGCUCUUCGUUGUCACUCACCCCGGUGCAAACCCUUCCUUUCCCCCCGCCCCCUGACGAUACCCCUUCACCACCCAUCCAGCAUACAGUGCGCCUGCUGACAGCCUCGUCUGCCGGUCAGGGCUCGCUGUUCGUCGUGACAACUCCGUCGGAAAAAGCGACAGCCGCGGCUGUGGGCAGUGCAAUAUGGCAGUUCCAGAUGCGGCCCUGGAGCGAACAGGUGGACGAGCUUGUAGAGGUUGGGUCAUACGCGGAGGCGCUCGCGCUGUUGGACACUGUCGACGUUGCGGUUCUCCCGGACAAGGAGCGUCGGAAACGGCAAGUGCGUGCCCUGCAUGCCGUGUCUCAGUUUAUUGCGCGUCAGUACGACGACGCGAUCAACACGUUCAUUGAGCUGGACAUCAACCCGGCGAAGGUCGUCGCACUGUACCCGGAGAGCAUUGCAGGCAGGCUGUCAGUGCCGCAGGACGAGUGGAUCUCCUUGUUCGGCGGGCCCGCCAAAGUGGCGGAGAGCAAGCCUUCGUCAGUCCACAAAGGAAAUGAGCAGGAGGAAGGACCGAGUGCAGCUGCGGAGGUGCCUCCGCGGCAGCCGUCGCCCAAGGACUCGAUAGCAGGCGUGCUGAAGACGGGCCUAGAAAACAUCAUCGCCCCCGCUGCGGCGAAGGAUGACGAGACAGCGUCUGUCAUAGGCAGGCGAAAGGAGCGACCAAAGAAGGAUGAGUUUCACAAGUCCGUCGAGACGCUCAUGCGCUAUCUAUCCGACCGACGGCCCAAGAUCGACGGUGCUCUGCGCGCGCUCAGCAUCACAUCCGCCCAGUCGCACCAGAUGCCGAACCUCUCGGCCGCGUCAAGGGAAGAACUCUUCGGGCUCCCGGACGCGCCCCUGUCGGCAUUGACACCAGAGGAACUCGUACGGUUUGCGCAGAUCGUGGAUACGGCGCUGUUCAAGUCGUACCUGCUGGUGCGGCCGGGACUGCUCGGCCCGCUGUGUCGGUUGCCGAACUGGUGUGAGGUGUCUGAAGUGGAGGAGGUGCUGAGGGCGCGAGAGAAAUUCUCAGAGCUUAUCUUCCUUUACAACGGCCAAAAAAUGCAUGGCGAGGCGUUGCACUUGUUGCGGGAGUUGAGCGAGAAGGAAUCCGACCUGAGAGACAAACUGAUGCCUUCUGUCUCAUACCUCCAACGUUUGGGUCAAGAGAAUAUGGAGCAGAUUUUUGACAGCUCACGAUGGAUCCUCGAGCAGGAUUCCGAGAUUGGUAUCGAAAUCUUCACGUCAGAGGAGGUCGAGCUUCCAAGACAACCGGUGGCGAAAUAUCUGGAGGGCAUUGACCCCAGUAUAUGCGCUCGAUUUCUGGAAUUCCUCAUUGAUGAACGUGGGGAAGAGUCUCAACUAUUCCAUGAUUGGCUAGCAGAGCUCUACUUACGUAUGACCAUGACUGCGAAGAAAGAGGGAGACGAAGGCACUGCAGAGACUCAGUCGCAUAUGUACGCGAGGCUCCUCCACUUCGUCGACACGACAGAUCAUUAUAACACUCACCGACUAUAUGCGCUCUUGCCAUCGGAAGAUCUUUAUGAGGCUAAGGCCAUUCUCUUGGGUAGACUUGGAAGACAUGACAACGCCCUUGAAAUAUACGUCUAUCGCCUACAUGACUAUCUCCACGCUGAAGAAUACUGCAAGCGUGUCUACCAGCCGCAUUCGGACACUAGCAACGUUUUCCUGACACUCCUCCGGAUAUAUCUCCGACCUACUGUGACCCCGACGACGGACCUCCUUAAGCCUGCACUUGGCCUUAUCAGUAGACACAGUCCAAGACUCGACCAGAACGAAACCUUACAAUUGUUGCCGCCACUGGUCACUGCUCAAGACGUGCAGGCAUUCCUCCGCGAGGCCCUGCGCCCGCCUAUUUUCGACACUCGCGUAAGGCGGGAAGUCGUCAAGGCGCACAAGGAAGACUUGGAGCUGCGUUUGAUGUACUUGCAGACCAAACGGGUCAAGGUGACGGAUAGCCGAAUAUGUCCUCAGUGCCAUAAGCGAAUAGGCCAUAGCGUUAUAGCGGUGCACACCCCUCGGGGCGAGGUUACUCACUAUCAGUGCCGAGAGGCAUUUUCUCGCAAGCUGAAAGAGACACGGUCAUGA
Postia placenta MAD-698-R-SB12 is the source of this 3135-nucleotide messenger RNA. RefSeq lists its product as hypothetical. Gene Ontology annotation, biological process: intracellular protein transport; vesicle-mediated transport; autophagy. The record is from RefSeq and is a predicted model, not a curated record. The transcript has 17 exons. Lineage: Eukaryota; Fungi; Basidiomycota; Agaricomycetes; Polyporales; Adustoporiaceae. Bases 1 to 3135 code for a protein of 1044 amino acids. Gene Ontology annotation, cellular component: cytoplasm; fungal-type vacuole membrane.